AUGGGUAGAAGAAAAAUUGAGAUUCAGCCUAUCACACACGAAAGGAACCGCUCAGUGACAUUUUUGAAGAGAAAAAAUGGAUUAUUCAAAAAGGCAUAUGAGUUGGGUGUUCUAUGCAGUGUUGACGUUGCGGUCAUAAUCUUUGACGAAAAACCAGGGCAACACGAAAAAUUAUAUGAAUAUGCCUCCUCCGAUGUGCGGGAUAUUGUCAAGAGACAUAUCAGGUUCUCGGGAGAAAAAGAUUGUCGCACUCCACACGACUUUUCAGGU
Lentinula edodes (shiitake mushroom) is the source of this 270-nucleotide messenger RNA. RefSeq lists its product as uncharacterized. The annotation marks the transcript as partial. Gene Ontology annotation, molecular function: RNA polymerase II cis-regulatory region sequence-specific DNA binding; protein dimerization activity; DNA-binding transcription factor activity, RNA polymerase II-specific. The record is from RefSeq and is a predicted model, not a curated record. The transcript has 5 exons. NCBI's taxonomy places the organism in Eukaryota, Fungi, Basidiomycota, Agaricomycetes, Agaricales, Omphalotaceae. Gene Ontology annotation, biological process: positive regulation of transcription by RNA polymerase II.